AUGGAAACAUUACUCCCAGAUAUUCCUUGCCAUUCUGGAAAGCACAUUGCUGGGGCUCGAAAAGGGAUUCAGCUCAGUUUUGCACUACUCGAGCCCGUUGUAUUUUUGCAAGGGCACAGCACACAUAGCAGUGCCUGCAAAGACAAGGCGACCGUCGUCCGGGGGUUUCUACAUAUGAAAGUCACUGAACGGAUCAAAAUCAAGCGGAUUUCUAUCUACUUGCGCGGGCUGGUUAAGUUAGAGCUAUCGGAUGUUGAGCUUGUGGGAAAUAGAGAUCUGAUCACGUCUGGUAUCACCUACUUCGACCGCGGGCAGACAGCUCAAAUAGGCAAUGUCUAUGGAGUAGACAUAUGUCACAUACCGGACCAAUCUGGCACAGAUACAGAGAGAGACCAACGCGCCAAAAAGACUGCUCAAACGUUAUGGAGGGGUCAAUCUCUUCCUCCCGAGUAUAACAUUGGUAGCAGCUUACAGCAGCCUAGAAUCUCGGGGGCCGUCAGCAAGAGCGCUAUAUUUCCCGUGGAUGAUUACCUGUAUAGCUUUGAAUUCCUCCUACACAACUCCCUUCCGGAGACCAUCAAUACCGAGCUGAUAUCUACCCGAUAUUAUCUGGAAGCUAUGAUCGAACCAUCUGGCCCAUUCUCUUCAAAGAUGGUUUCUCAGCUUGAUGUCCCGGUUGUUCGACUGCCAGCAGAAAACUCCCUGGAGCUGAUUGAGCCGAUCAUUUUCUCCCGCAAAUGGCGUGAGCAGCUCGCGUACGAUGUUUGCAUUUUCGGAAAGUGUUUCCCUCUUGGCUCGCAGAUACCAAUCAGGGUAAAAUUGACCCCGCUAGUCAGCCUACGAUGUCACUGGAUCAGAGUAUACGUGUCCCAGCACGUACAGCAUCGGACAAGGGGCCAAACAGGUCGCUUUUUGCAGCUGCCGACGAAAAAAGUACUUCUGUUCGAAAAGCAGGCCGGGCUUGCAAGCUACAGCUCCUACCCAGGCAGCACCAUGCGAAUCACGACGGCAGAGGGCACAGCAAGACUCCCAGGCAUGCAAACAACGAAUCUGCUAGGGGACGAAUCGGAAACCUCUGACAUCAAAUUGGAGAUACAGCUGCCUCGAUGCCCGGAAAUGAGGAUCAAAGGAAAAACUCAGUGGCUUCACUUCAGUACCAAGGACGGCAGUCCGGAGGUGAAUCAUUGGAUCCAGAUUGUUUUGUGCCUUUCAACAGCAGACCAAGACCGUAUGGGCUCAAACAAGGCUCGGCCUGUGGAAUUGACGAUCGAGUCACCUUUUACUAUUCUGUCCUGCAAGGCUACCCCGGCAAAUAUCUAUGUUCCACCAUAUGAGGCCGAAGGUGCUAUCAAAGUGACUGCGUCUCAAGAAGGUCAAUGUGGGUGUGGCCAAAGUACUCGGUCAAUAUCGCUCGCGUCGAGGCACGAAGCAGAGGAACCUGACACCGAAGCGAGGGACAAUUUGACGUCCGUUAAAGGACAAUUCCCGAGAGAUAUUACGCAGCCGCUCAGCUUCGAUAAUAUGUCCAGUGACAUCAAGCAGCCCGCUCGAGCCCAUUUACCCGAUUGGGGACUUCCUUCUGAUGUACUUCACCGGCGACGUGAUCCGUAUAGAAGCAGGCAAUGGUACGGCGGAUAG
This is a messenger RNA of Aspergillus viridinutans, 1638 nucleotides long. Its product is annotated as arrestin C-terminal domain-containing protein. The record is from RefSeq and is a predicted model, not a curated record. Lineage: Eukaryota; Fungi; Ascomycota; Eurotiomycetes; Eurotiales; Aspergillaceae. Bases 1 to 1638 code for a protein of 545 amino acids. The transcript is spliced from 3 exons. Gene Ontology annotation, cellular component: cytosol; cytoplasm. Gene Ontology annotation, molecular function: protein-macromolecule adaptor activity; ubiquitin protein ligase binding. Gene Ontology annotation, biological process: ubiquitin-dependent endocytosis.